Messenger RNA from Daldinia loculata, 1011 nucleotides. RefSeq lists its product as uncharacterized. The record is from RefSeq and is a predicted model, not a curated record. Lineage: Eukaryota; Fungi; Ascomycota; Sordariomycetes; Xylariales; Hypoxylaceae. Bases 1 to 1011 code for a protein of 336 amino acids. The transcript is spliced from 5 exons.
AUGUCAUCGCCUGAAGAGAUUGAGUCCUUGCUGAACGGUCCAGCCCUCCCACCACCUGAUGGUGUCGAACCCAAUUUUGAAGAUCCACCCAAUCACAAUGCCCUGGGGUACGGUCUUCUCUCUGCCAUGUUAGCAGUGGGCACCAUAGCUAUGUUCUUUCGUAUCUUGGCAAGAGUACUAUUUGUGGUCUACCUCGGUUGUGCUUACCAGGUUCUUAAAUUUCCUGGCUUUUAUGUCCAUCAAUGGGAUGUUCGAGUGCGAGAUAUGGAGCGUAUCCUAUAUCCUUUCAAUAUAGCCUCAAAUUCUUACAACGGCAUGAUCGGUGCACUAAAGGUUGCCAUACUUUUAGAAUGGUUGCGAAUAUUCAAUCCUACUGGCACCCGUGGUACAUUCUUUUGGGCAUGCCAUAUUAUCUUAUGGAUCAACCUUUUAUUCUACGCAGCCUCUUUCUUUGCCAUCAAUCUUGCAUGCAUUCCGCGCCAGAAGAUAUGGGACAAGACAAUUUCAGGUGGUCACUGCUUCAAUCAAAACGACCUGUAUCUUGCUGGGACCAUCGUCAACCUCAUCUCGGACGUAGCGAUCCUGAUAAUUCCUCAGCGAGUUAUAUGGUCCCUGCAAAUGACUUUCAAACGGAAGAUAGGAAUCUCACUCAUCUUCGCUAUAGGAUUGCUCUGUUGUGGGAUUGCAGCGGCUCGAAUUGCGACUACCCUGGAGAGUGCCAAAGAACCAGAUUCGGUAUAUUACUUGCCUAAACUGGUUUUCUUGGGGACCGCGGAAAUGUUAUGCGCACUACUUGUGUUCUGUUUCCCGGCUUUCCCUCAGGCAAUCAAGACUCUAGCUCUUCCCCAUUCCUGGGACGGCAGUGUGGAUUUAUUUCAACAAAGUAGCUAUUCGGGAGGACCGGCUGCAUCUUAUCAACAAAUUAACGAGCAUAGCCUUGAACCUCUCAACAAGACCGAGCAUGAUAACAAGCCAAGGAUCUAUUACAAACCAACAAAUACAGCAAUGUAA